Molecule: messenger RNA, 2193 nt
Organism: Acytostelium subglobosum LB1
Lineage: Eukaryota; Evosea; Eumycetozoa; Acytosteliales; Acytosteliaceae
Exons: 5
Coding region: 1-2193 (730 amino acids)
Biological process (GO): central nervous system development; proteolysis
Molecular function (GO): serine-type endopeptidase activity; tripeptidyl-peptidase activity
Source: RefSeq, a predicted model, not a curated record
AUGAUAAAGACAUCGUUAUUACUGAUGCUUGUUGUGGCAUCUGUUGCCCUGGCCUCGGCUUCCAGCCACUUAAUGGAGGGCGCCUUCUACCAUGAUGAUGUGCCAAGCGGAUGGUCUAGAACCGGACGUGCUGUUAGUGAUCAUGACAUCACCUUGACAUUCGCACUCAGACUUUCAAACAUUGAUAAACUAGAGGAGUUGCUGUUGCAACAUAUCUCAAACCCAAGCUCAUCAUCGUACCGCAAGUACUUGACUAGACAGGAGGUCGACAACUUGGUUGCCCCAAGCCAAAAGGAUGUUACCGCCUUGAAGAAGUGGAUCGAGGAGGAGCUGCAGGGAACCAUUGUCAAGGAGCUCCCAGAUUACAUUGUGGUGAGCGCUAAUGCUGCCAUCGCAUCAGCCAAGCUCGACACCAAGUUUGAGCAGUUUGAGCAUCCUCAAACCAGCAAGACUGUGAUCCGUACGCUCGGACCAUACUCUGUGCCCUACAAGCUGGCCUCGAUCGUUCACUUCAUCGGUGGCACCGUGCGUUUCCCCAACAGACGCGUCAAGAGCAUCAACGCCAAUGAGAACGUGGCCGUCGCCGCCAGUGGCUGCAACAACCCAGUGAUCCCCCGUCUCUACGCCGGUGACGAGUCGUUCACUUUCAUCAUGUUGCCCAAGACCCAGAGUGGCGGUGUUUGGACCGAUCCCUCGCAGGUACAGAUGAUGGGCGUUGCCAUCUCCAGUGCCCAGUACUCCACCCCUUACUCCACCAUCCUUGAGCCAUCGCAGCUUACCUGUGAGUCCUGCUCCCAGAUCACAAACAGCGCAAUCCAGCAGAUCUGCCAGCGCACCAACCAGCAGAACUCGCUGCCCGCCAACACAGUCUAUUGUGUGAGCGAGGAGAUCACCUCGAGCGACUUCCAAAACUACCGCCCAUACAACCUGUCGUUUGUGAUCAACUACUCGACGGGCAGCUCCAGCGCAGCCACCUACGACCAGUUCUACAUGGGCCAGUACACAACAGUGCAGGCCAUCCAAGAGCGCUACAACAUGCCAAUGAUUGAGGGUGCCUUCCCCGAGGGCCAGUACUCCUCGUCGCCCGUGCAGCAAGCCGUGGCCGAGUUCUUGGACCAGUACUACAACGGCACUGACCUCGAGCAGUUCUUUGAGAUCAUGGGUUUGGACCCAAGACUUGCCGCACGCGUCUUUGUCAAUGGACCAAACAAUGUGACCAACCCAGGUGCUGAGGCAUCCUUGGACAUCCAAUACCUCAUGGGUCUUGCACCAGGUUUCAACACAACCUUCUACUCUGUCGGUGGCACUGUCAAUGGACAAGAGCCAUUCCUCGAGUGGAUCACAGAUGUCCUCAAUGAUAACAAUAUCAUUCACGUUCACUCUGUAUCAUAUGGAGAUGAUGAGAACACACUGUCGUUGGACUUUAUGAACAGAAUCAAUCAAGACUUUAUCAAGGCUGGCGCAGUUGGAAUCACAAUCAUGUUCUCUUCGGGUGAUCUUGGCGUGAACAGUGGAAAUGGUACAAUCGUCGAUGAGUUUGUUCCAUCAUUCCCAGCAUCAUCACCCUAUGUUCUUGCUGUUGGUGCCACUCAAUUCUCCACUCAGACCUCCCCAGUCUGCUCGAUCAAGCCAGUCGGAAUCAUCUCUGCCAAGUGCAACCAAGUCGGUGAGAUUGCUUCAUCCAUUGCCACUGGCUCCAGGAUCACCAGUGGUGGUGGUUUCUCCAAUGUCUUUGGAAGACCAUCCUACCAAGAUGCCGUCGUCCAAGACUACAUCAACACUCACCUUGAGAACAACAUCCCAUCCAGUUAUUACAAUCAAUCUGGUCGCGCCUAUCCUGAUGUAUCUGCACUUGGCCACAACUUUAUCAUUGUUUUGGCUGGAGAGGUGGUGACCGUCGAUGGUACCUCUGCCGCCGCCCCAACCUUCUCCUCAGUGAUCACCCUGCUAAACGAUAGAUUGAUGUCCAGAGGCAAGGCUCCACUGGGAUUCUUCAAUCCAACAUUGUACCAACUGGCUACCAGCCAUUCUGAUGCCUUCUUUGAUAUUGUGAUGGGAGACAACAGCUGCGGCGAGUCUCUUUGCAACCAAUAUGGUUUCCCAGCUGUCCCAGGAUGGGAUGCUGUCACUGGCUUUGGCUCUCCAAACUUUGAAUCAUUGUCCUAUGCCGUUGACAUUGAACAAUCACAAUAA